AUGGUUUACGAUAUCUAUCUCUGACCUCGACACAAUAUUUUUAUUACGGACAUGUUUUAUUAUAUUUCUUUUCUGCGUCCACCGCCAUUGCAGGCUGCUCUCUCUGGGUCGAUAUCCAUCACACCGCAAGUCGCGAAUGACCUCCGUACAGAACCUUUCGACGGCGCACAGGACAUAUUUUAUUGCUGGUCUGCCACUUCUACCACACCCGUCGCAACAAAACCCACAAAGUUGACCACCUGGAGACAAUCUAAUGCGUACAAAGAGCUUUCCGUUCCAUUACCUCCAAAUUUGAGGUCAGGACAAUCAUGGCGCCUCGUCCUGAGCUCGCGCGCGCACGGUCAAGUUUCCUCCAUCCAGUUGGACGAAGAUGCGCUCGGAGACACGCCUUUUCCUGUCAUAUCCAUGCCCAUCGUGUUCAGUCCUCGCCCGGGUAAGGCUGUUAAGCAGGAACAAGUAGAGAGGAUAUACAAUCUCUUGCUUAAAUCUAAUGAUGAUCCACUGUCUAUGGUGAUCAGAGAACAAACAUCGUUUGAUCUUGACAAGAAAAUAUGGGAUAGUGGUAUCGGACUGAGUUCUUGGAUACUGAGACACUAUAACCACUGUUUCGAGAAUACGGCUCCAUUGACCGAACUGCACCGAAGACUGUUUGGCAGUAAACAUGGGAAUAUAAUUGAACUAGGUGCUGGAACUGGUAUUGUCGCUCUAACUCUGGCGAUUCUUCGCUCCUCCACCUUCACUGAAGGUUUUGAGGCCCCCAAUCGUCUUAUAACGACGGAUCUUUCUUCUGCGAUGCCUCUUUUGGAACGUAACAUCUCGUCUAAUGGUCAUUUAUUUCCCCUGGCGCGUCCGGAAGCUGUGGUCUUAGAUUGGGACAACGAAGAGCUUCCACCAGCUGUUCAUGAUCUUGAGAAUGGACUGGAUGUAAUUGUAAUGGCAGAUGUCACGUACAAUACCUCGUCCUUCCCUUCUCUCAUCAGGACCCUGUCUUCUCUUAUCGAAUUCUCGAUGACCAAAAACGCCGCUCCCCCGCUCAUAUUGCUCGGAUACAAAGAGCGAGAUCUUGCAGAACGUACUUUAUGGGGCAUGGCGAGUGAAAUAGGAAUAUCGCUGGAGAAAGUGAGUGAGCUGGCAGGAGCUGGGGGUGCACCAAUCGAAAUAUGGGUGGGACAAGCGAAGAAUAAGUCGGAUCAGUAAUAUGAAAGAACACCUAUUGAAAGAAAUUAGGAUCGUAAGCUCGCAUGUCAGAUAAAUGAAAUGAUCUCCAAAAGACGUCAGCUCUUUGCAGCACUGACAUAUGCC
This is a messenger RNA of Serpula lacrymans var. lacrymans S7.9, 1302 nucleotides long. RefSeq lists its product as uncharacterized. The transcript has 5 exons. Lineage: Eukaryota; Fungi; Basidiomycota; Agaricomycetes; Boletales; Serpulaceae. The coding region runs from base 52 to 1197 and encodes 381 amino acids. The record is from RefSeq and is a predicted model, not a curated record.